Messenger RNA from Ipomoea nil (Japanese morning glory), 1639 nucleotides. RefSeq lists its product as uncharacterized. The coding region runs from base 201 to 1160 and encodes 319 amino acids. The record is from RefSeq and is a predicted model, not a curated record. The transcript is spliced from 3 exons. Gene Ontology annotation, cellular component: chloroplast envelope. NCBI's taxonomy places the organism in Eukaryota, Viridiplantae, Streptophyta, Magnoliopsida, Solanales, Convolvulaceae.
GCUAAUGUACUCCUACCUACCAAAGCGCAAAUAGUUGAAGCCAUCGUCUACUCCGUCUGCUUAGUUGCUCAUCCACUCCAGUUCUUGAUACCUCCGAAAUCCCGAAUCGGAUCAUGUUUCCGAUAACCCGACCCAUCAAACCUCGAAUUCUAUAGGCUAUAGCGCCAUUAUCGUCCUCCCUUAUUGUUCCUGCAACAACGAUGUCAGUCGCGUCCCUUACAGCGCCCCACUCUCACUGUCGGAUCGGAAGCUUCCGCUACUAUGAGCAAGCUCGUUUGAAGAGACCCAGAGACGUCAUCUCUCUUGCCCCGAAACCCUUUGCAGCAAACCCCCUGCAGCUUGGAAUCCAUUUUCUCAAUUGGGAUUUUCCGGGGACCCGCCGAUGGUACGCCGUCAAGGCCUUCGAAUCGGACGCGACGACUGCAAGGCCUUCGAACUACGAAUUCAAUUUCGACGCUUUCUUAUCGGUUCUCGAGUUCAUAUGCUUGGCCUCUUCUGCUGCUGUGUCAAUUGCGCUUGCGGUGAAUUCGUGGCUUUUCGGGCGGUUCGGGAACCGGGUUCUGGUGGGACAGUGUGUGGUGUUGGUGGGCGGAAUGGCGAUCGGAGCUGUGAUUAGAAGGCGGCAGUGGCGGAGGAUUUGUAAUGCUGAGUUUUCGAGGCCCGGCGGUGGUGGUCAGGGUUCCACGGCGGGGGUUAAUUUGGUAGAGAGGAUUGAGAAGCUGGAAGAAGAUAUGCGGAGCUCCACUACCAUAAUUCGGGUCCUAUCAAGGCAGCUCGAGAAGCUGGGCACCCGUUUUCGCGUUACAAGGAGGAAUUUAAAGGAUCCUAUAACAGAGACUGCAGCAUUGGCCCAGAAGAACUCCGAGGCCACCCGAGCAUUGGCAGUGCAAGGGGAGGUUCUGGAGAAGGAGCUUGGUGAAAUACAAAAGGUCUUACUGGCAAUGCAGGAUCAACAACAGAAACAACUUGAAUUGAUUCUUGCGAUUGGGAAAACUAGCAAGUUAUGGGAUAACAAGCAAGGACCCAGUCAAGAUCAUAGUGAGAAUCAAAAUGCACCUAAUACUACGAAUUCAGCUGUUGAUGGAUCACCAAAGAUGAGACUGAAUCAAAAAAUGCAAACUUUGACUGGACACAAAGAAGCAAUGAAUGAGCAGGUCUAGAUUCUAGGAGGCGGAGACUACAACCAGAAUGGUUUGGUUUGGUUAAAGAUGAAAGCCGCAUAAUCCCUUGUAUGUUCAUUCGAACAGCUGCACUUUGAUAUAUUGAGAGUGACCAAUUUGUGAGGUUUUGCAUCCCUUGUCAGAUUAACAUUCCCGCAAGAUUUUCGGUCCAUGGCGAAGAGGGAAAGAUGAGAGCGUACAAAAGUUGAACAUGCCCGCUUCUUGAUGUCUCACGUGAAAAAGCGAUGGAUGUAGUUUUGGAUAUAUGCACAAAUAUGGUUCUUGUUUAUGUCUUGCAGAGAAUUUAUUUCCAUUCCUUUUUUAGGCUGUAUUUCUCUUGUGUUGUAUUCUCUAGAGUUAAAUGUUUCAGAAACCCACCAUAAACUUAAAUGUAUAGGGAGGACAAAGGCAUCUCAUUGGUGAAGUGUCCUUAUUUUGUUAGUCUGAUGGUUUAGUUAAUGGCAAUUCUUGAUUUAUCA